AGUUUACAUCUGACCGUCACGUGUUUGGGUUUGAUUUACACGCUAGUUUCGCUCCUCACAUGUUUCAGUUGCAGUGAAUAAAAUAUUCGCGCUCGACCGAUUGCCCGCAUUUAGAACAAUGGACAUCCGCGAUCGCGAUUCGGACAGCGACGAUCAGGAGGAUUUCCAGGACGCCGAGGACGCGCCGAUCACCGCCUCGGUGUCCCUGAAUCAGGCGUUGGAGGAGAGCCACAAAGCCAUCGAUUACUUCUUCAACAACCAAUUCAGGGAGGCGAAAAGCUUGAUGACGCCGUACGCGAACAUCAGCAUGUAUCAUUCGCUGGGGCACUCGGUGUUUCUGUACAUGGAAGCCGUGCUAACGUUCGAGCGGGAAGCCAUCAAACGCGCGUCGGUCGCUCUGAAAUCCUCUAUGAGCGUGUGCAAUCGCUUUAGGAAGAAAACGACGUUCGGCGAGUCGCUGGGAAAGGUGGUGAGAAGAUCGAAUUACGAAUUAUACACGCAAACUGAGGCGCACGCUGAGCUCUGUCACGCCGAGGCGAUGCUGCUCAAAUCGACGCUCACGUUCAUUGAGGACGAAACGUUGGCCAGUUUCAUCAAAGCCGGGAUAAAAAUCAGGUCUUGCUUCAAUUCGUAUAAAGAUUGCCACCAGAUCCUGCUCAACAGGAAUUGGGAAAAGGACCCUACGAAGGAGCACUUCGAAGGGGGCGUCCGCGUCGGCAUCGGCGUCUUCAAUCUCAUGAUAUCCAUGCUGCCUUCGAGGGUGAUCAGAUUAUUGGAAUUCAUAGGAUUCUCCGGCAACAAGCAGAAAGGACUGAACGAACUUACUAUCGGCUGUGAAACGGAAGGUCUUAGGCAAAUCUUGUGUAUUAUGGCUGUGCUAGCUUACAAUUUAGUCGUUUUACCAGUGCUUAGUCAUCGAGAAGGUGACACGAAACUCUGUCGCGAUAUAAUCGAUAAAAGACUGCUGAAGCACCCGAAAAGCGUGUGGUUCCUGUUUUUCAAAGGCAGGCUAGAAUUCCUGCAAGGUAAUAUGGACGAGUGCAAAAAUUGGUACGUAAAAUCCUGGAAGUCCCAAGACGUUUGGCCGCAAUUCCAUCACAUAUGCUACUGGGAACUCGUGUGGGUGCAUUCGCUCAAUAUGGAAUGGAAGCAAGCCGUUUACUACAGCUCCCAAUUGGUAGAACACAGCAGAUGGUCGCGAACGAUGUACAGUUACCAAAAAGCAGCCUUGCUGUGCAUGAUGAAGGACACUUUAACCUCUUCGGAAAAAGAAGAAAUCGAUAAGCUAAUGAGAGACGUGCCGAAAUAUAAACAAAGAAUCGCCGGGAAAUCAAUACCGAUGGAGAAAUUUGCUGUAAAAAAGGCAGAAAGGUAUUUUUCCCAGAACAGGAACCUACUCAUCCCGGUAGUGGAGCUAAUGUUCCUGUGGAACAUGUUCAAAAUCUUCAAGAACUUCUCGGUGGGCGCGAAGAUACUGAAACUUAUCGAAAAAGCUGCGACCAAUUUGGACUCUGGCGAUAAAUCUUGCCGGUACUACAACGACAAUAAGGCUUUGCUUUUGCUUUUGCAAGGAGCCUGUUUGAGGCAAAUGGGCAGCCCUUUACAGGCUCUAAAUUGCCUCGAAACUGCUAUAUCCAUGAAUAAAUCCAUCAUAGAAGACAGUUACAUCGUACCUUACGCUAUAGUCGAACUGGCUCUAGUCGAGUGGUACAACGGUAAUUGUCAGAAAGCUAUAUUAGCUCUGGAGGAUGCUAAGAAAAAUUACACGGGUUACUCGCUUGAGUCCAGACUGCAUUUUAGGAUACACACCGCUCUAACUGACUUCAAAUCCGAGAUGAAACGCUCGUGAAUUAUAAAUAAUUAUGUAUUUAUUAAUUGCAUAAUAUCACAGAUUACUAAUCACGUUUAUUACAGCAUGAAUAGGUUGUAGGUGUUUUGCAUUGGAGCUUCUAGUUUUUUUUAAACAUUUGUUGAUAACUAUAGAUACCUACAACAAAUUAAUCUUGAUUAUAAUGAAAAAAAUUGUGGAUAAUUAGUAGUCGGUGAUUAUGCAAAUAAUUGAUGAGGGUGUGGAAUUGUAAAUAGUUUAACUCGAGUUUAUAAUUGGUUAUGUUUUUAUUGUUGGAUACUGUGGAAUCGGGAUUUUUCAAAGCGUCCUUAUAAUUGGAACAUAUUUACCAAAUAUAAGUAUUAAAUACUAUGGGAUGGCUGUGUCUAAAUAAUGUUACUUAAAGCUGUUUCACGUUGAAAAAAUUAUCUGUUUUAUUAAUUUAUUGUUUAAUCUGUACUGUCAAUGUUUAUUACUUUAUCAUUUAUAUUUUUUGUGAUUUUACUUAACUAACGAAAAUGGAUAUUUUUCGAUAAUCAAAAAUGCCGCCUUCAUUUUUCGUGAUAUAUUUUUAGAAUUUCCUAUUUAUUUUGCCUGUACAAUUUUCUUGCCUUGUUCUUUUCACGACAUACAAAACGUAUAAAUAAUUUAUAUCCUAAAA
Molecule: messenger RNA, 2489 nt
Organism: Phyllotreta striolata
Lineage: Eukaryota; Metazoa; Arthropoda; Insecta; Coleoptera; Chrysomelidae
Source: the annotation of a GenBank genome assembly